AUGAAGAUUUCGAUUGUCCUUAUCAUGGCCUCUGCCGGCGUCGCUCUAGCGCAUCCUACGUUCCUCGACAAGCACAAAAGUCCAGCCUCCACCGAUGAGCAGAAGAGCAGUGCCUGCCCUAACAAGCUCUACAGCGUUCCUUCAUGCUGCUCCAAUAAGAUUCUGGAUAUCUCACAGGGAGGCUGCAGUAACCCAUCUGGUGCACAUAAUGGGACUGUCUUAAAGAGCAGCUGCGGCGCCCAGAUGCCUCUAUGCUGUGGUAUACAUGGUGCCCUUACGGGUGCGCUCUGUGUCGAUCCCAUUGGUGUUUAG
Messenger RNA from Penicillium verhagenii, 312 nucleotides. Its product is annotated as fungal hydrophobin domain-containing protein. The transcript is spliced from 2 exons. The coding region runs from base 1 to 312 and encodes 103 amino acids. The record is from RefSeq and is a predicted model, not a curated record. NCBI's taxonomy places the organism in Eukaryota, Fungi, Ascomycota, Eurotiomycetes, Eurotiales, Aspergillaceae. Gene Ontology annotation, cellular component: extracellular region.